Molecule: messenger RNA, 1038 nt
Organism: Punctularia strigosozonata HHB-11173 SS5
Lineage: Eukaryota; Fungi; Basidiomycota; Agaricomycetes; Corticiales; Punctulariaceae
Exons: 4
Coding region: 1-1038 (345 amino acids)
Source: RefSeq, a predicted model, not a curated record
AUGGCUUUCACGCUCGGUGCAGCUCAGCUCACAGCGCUUUUCAUGGAGACCUUGUUCUAUGGCCUCUUUUUGGCCACCUUCUUUCAAACCACCCGAACUCUACUCUUCACUCGAGCACAGUGGAGACGCGGGGACGUGAGAUGGUCGUUAGUUCUCGUGUCGUGGGGGAUGUUUCUGAUCGGCACCCUCGACGUGGUCUUAUUAUUCAAGCACAAUCUGGAUGGAUUUGUCAAUUAUACGGGACCUGGAGGGCCGGAUGCGCGGUUCGGGGAUAUCUCUGAUUGGGUCAAUCCUACGAGGGCUGUUACCUUCUGUCUUCAAGUCGUACUCGGAGAUGGCAUGCUCAUCUACCGUUGUUUCAUUGUUUACAGCCGAUCUUGGCUGGUCAUCGUCGUUCCAUGUCUACUCUGUAUUGGGACAGCGGCAUGUGGUCUUGCUGUUCCCGUUGUAGAAGCCAACUUCAAAGGCGACGCCGCCUUGACUGCCAAGAAGUUGAACGUGUGGACAGAUGCGGGCACAGUUUUGACCCUCUGCACCAACCUUUCCACAACAUGUCUCAUCGCCGCCCGCCUCUAUAUGGUCUCAAGGCGAAGCACAUCGCUGACAUCCCGCACGACCCAUGUGUCCGGUGGACAUCCCGUACGCUAUGCAAUGCGUAUAAUCGUCGAGUCCGGUGUUAUCUACAUCGUUUGCACGAUUAUAUUGGCCACGGUGUCCUAUAGUGAUAGCCUUUCCGUGUACGCAGUAUCUGAUUCUCUCCUUCAAAUCAUCGGUGUAUCGUUCAAUCUCAUCAUCAUUCGUGUCUCGAACAACACCACCAUUGAAUCACAAUAUGGUACUCAGGCGAACACUAAAAGCAACGAUCAGCGUAGCUAUCCGCUCCGGUUCGUCACUGGAACGGACAGUCGCCGUUCAGGGCUGGGUUCUAGCACUCAAAUAGGCACCAGUGCUGUUGCUACCACGAGUGUCAAAGAGCGCGGUGUUGAGUUCGUCCAAGGCGACGAAGAGAGCCAGAAGGGAGGAUAUUCGGAGAUGUAG